Miscanthus lutarioriparius is the source of this 1068-nucleotide messenger RNA. The record is from the annotation of a GenBank genome assembly. NCBI's taxonomy places the organism in Eukaryota, Viridiplantae, Streptophyta, Magnoliopsida, Poales, Poaceae.
AUGGCCCGCGCCACCAACGCCCACCACCUCCUCCUCCUCCUCCUCUGCCUCUCCCUCGCGGCCGCCGCGUGGGCGCACGGUGGAGGCGGGGACUCUGACUCCGACGACGCCGACGCGGGGGAUGAUGGGGGCGCCUCCCGGCCUGACCUGCGCGCGCGGGGGCUGGUGGAGGCCAAGCUGUGGUGCCUGGUGGUGGUGUUCGCGGGCACGCUGCUGGGCGGGGUGUCCCCCUACUUCAUGCGCUGGAACGAGGCGUUCCUCGCGCUGGGCACGCAGUUCGCGGGCGGCGUCUUCCUCGGCACCGCGCUCAUGCACUUCCUCAGCGACGCCAACGAGACGUUCGGGGACCUGCUCCCCGACAGCGGCUACCCCUGGGCGUUCAUGCUCGCCAGCGCCGGCUACGUCGUCACCAUGUUCGCAGACGUCGCCAUCUCCUACGUCGUCUCACGGGGCCGCACCGCCGGUUCCCCCGGCUCCGCUGAAGGGCUGGAGGAGGGCAAGAUGGGAGCCACAAAUGGCACAAUCUCUGAUCCCACGCCACCUGAGACGCACGGAUCUGAUCACUCGGCCGCAUCCAUGCUGCGCAACGCGAGCACCAUCGGUGACAGCGUGCUGCUCAUAGUCGCCCUCUGCUUCCACUCCGUCUUCGAAGGCAUCGCCAUCGGGGUCGCCAAGACGAAGGCUGACGCAUGGAAGGCGCUGUGGACCAUCAGCUUGCACAAGAUCUUCGCGGCCAUCGCCAUGGGCAUCGCGCUGCUCCGGAUGCUCCCCAACCGGCCCCUCCUCUCCUGCUUCGCCUACGCCUUCGCGUUCGCCAUCUCCAGCCCCAUCGGCGUCGGCAUCGGCAUCAUCAUCGACGCCACCACGCAGGGCCGGGUGGCCGACUGGAUCUUCGCCGUCUCCAUGGGCCUCGCCACGGGCGUCUUCGUCUAUGUCUCCAUCAGCCACCUCCUCUCCAAAGGGUACCGGCCACGGAGGCCCGUCGCCGUCGACACGCCCGUCGGGAGGUGGCUCGCCGUCGUGCUUGGCGUGGCUGUCAUCGCCGUCGUCAUGAUAUGGGACACCUGA